Quercus lobata is the source of this 2701-nucleotide messenger RNA. Its product is annotated as cation/H(+) antiporter 15-like. The transcript has 4 exons. Lineage: Eukaryota; Viridiplantae; Streptophyta; Magnoliopsida; Fagales; Fagaceae. Gene Ontology annotation, biological process: regulation of pH; proton transmembrane transport. Gene Ontology annotation, molecular function: antiporter activity. The record is from RefSeq and is a predicted model, not a curated record. Gene Ontology annotation, cellular component: endomembrane system; membrane. The coding region runs from base 1 to 2553 and encodes 850 amino acids.
AUGGCAGAAAUGCAGCGACCAUAUAACGAAACAAACAGCACAAUCGUAUGCUAUGCGCCGACCAUGAUAACAACAAAUGGUAUAUGGCAAGGCGAUAACCCUUUAGAUUAUUCUCUCCCUCUCUUCAUUUUGCAAUUGACAAUGGUCGUUGUUACUACUCGUGUUCUGGUUUUCCUCCUCAAACCCCUUCGCCAACCUCGUGUUAUCUCUGAAGUUUUGGGUGGAGUGAUAUUGGGUCCAUCAGUGCUUGGAAGGAGCGCAACCUUUGCCCAAACAUUGUUUCCUCUAAGAAGUGUGAUGGUGGUUGAGACAUUGGCAAAUAUGGGUCUCCUUUACUUCCUCUUCCUGGUUGGAGUGGAGAUGGACAUUACAGCAAUCAGGCGAACUGGAAAAAAAUCGUUGGCUAUUGCACUUUCUGGAAUGGUCUUACCCUUCGUGGUUGGUUCCGUCUUCGCCUUCUUUCUUUACAAAUCACAGGGUAGCAUGACACUAGGGACUUACAUCCUAUUCUUCAGUCUUGCCGUCUCUGUCACUGCAUUCCCAGUGCUUGCUCGAAUCCUUGCAGAGCUUAAACUCGUAAAUUCGGAGAUUGGCAAGAUUGCUUUAUCAUCAGCUCUUGUCAAUGACAUGUGUGCUUGGAUUCUAUUAGCUUUUGCUAUUGCCCUGUCUGAGAAUGAUAGUUCUUCUUUAGCUUCCCUCUGGGUGAUACUGUCUAGCAUAUUAUUUGUUGUCUUUUGCAUUUUUGUUGUCCGUCCAGCAAUCUCAUGGAUGAUCCAGAGAACCCCAGACGGAGAGACCAUCAGUGAGUUCUAUAUAUGUCUCAUUCUCACUGGGGUCAUGAUCUCGGGCUUUAUUACAGAUGCCAUUGGAACACAUUCUGUGUUUGGAGCUUUUGUGUUUGGUCUUGUAAUUCCAAAUGGACCAGUUGGAGUUACUCUCAUAGAAAAGCUUGAGGACUUUGUUUCGGGGCUUCUGCUUCCUCUCUUCUUUGCCAUUAGCGGGCUGAAGACUGAUAUACGCACUAUCAGGCAUCCCAGCACCUGGGGAUAUCUAUUCCUAGUCAUUUUUCUUGCUUGUGCUGGCAAAGUUAUAGGAACUCUCCUUAUGUCACUCAUUUACCGGAUGACUGUACGUGAAGGCGUUACUCUUGGUUUCCUUAUGAACACAAAGGGCCUUGUUGAAUUGAUUGUGCUGAAUGUUGGAAGGGACCAAGAGGUGUUAGAUGUUCAAUCAUUUUCACUCAUGGUAGUUGCAGCUAUAAUCAUGACUGCAAUAGUCAUGCCCGUUGUAACAACAAUUUACACACCGGCAAGGAGGUUCUUCCCAUACAAAAGGCGAACAAUCCAAAGUUCAAAACCAGAUGCAGAAUUUCGAAUACUUGUGUGCAUUCACAACCCUCGAAAUGUCCCAACAAUCAUCAACCUCCUUGAAGCCUCUCACCCCACCAAAAGAUCUCCAAUAUGCAUCUAUGCGCUCCACUUGGUUGAACUCACGGGCCGUGCAUCUGCCAUGCUUAUAGUCCAUAAUACCCGGAAAUCAGGUCGACAAGCCCUUAACCGGACUCAAGCUCAGUCCGACCAUAUCAUCAAUGCAUUCGAGAACUAUGAGCAGCGUUCUGGUUGUGUGUCUGUCAACCCCCUCACUGCGAUUUCCCCUUACUCUAGCAUGCAUGAAGACAUCUGCAAUUUAGCUGAAGACAAACGAGUCGGCCUAAUAAUCAUCCCUUUCCACAAACAACAAACCGUUGAUGGAGGCAUGGAAGCUAAAAAUCCGGCCUAUCAAAUGGUGAACAAGAAAGUACUUGCAAAUGCACCUUGCUCAGUUGGAAUUCUUAUUGACAGAGGCCUAAAUGGGUCCACACGCUUGGCUGCAAAAUCAGUAUCUCACCACAUAGCUGUGCUAUUCUUUGGUGGACCAGAUGAUAGAGAAGCAUUAUUCUAUGCAUGGAGGAUGUCCGAACAUCCUGGAGUAAGAGUUACAGUAUUGAGGCUCAUUAUUGCAUCUGAACCUGCAGUAAUGCACGCUAGCAGGAGCACUAACCUGAACCGUUACGAGACGUUAGCAAUUAAAGCAAACCAAGAAAGAGAGAAGAAGCUGGACGAAGAUCUUCUAAAGAAGUUCCAAAUACAUACCUCCAACAAUGAAUCAAUCAUGUAUAUAGAGAAAGUGGUGAAUAACGGGGAGGAUACCGUGGCGGCCAUAAGGUCAAUAGAAAGCAGUCAUGACCUGUUUAUUGUUGGGAGAGGACAAGGAAUGACUUCACCACUCACAGCAGGACUAACUGAUUGGAGUGAGUGCCCUGAGCUGGGUGCUAUAGGUGAUUUGUUAGCUUCAUCAGAUUUUGCAUCCACUGUUUCGGUUUUGGUGGUGCAACAGUUUGUUGGGACGGAGCCACAAGAGGAUGACCUUGUGGUUGAGCUUGGCAGUAUGCGUCGUAGCACGCUUGAUGGCGAGGGACCUUCCGAUGAGCAAUAUCAGCAAAUGAACCGGCGUCAAACACCGCCGCCAAGGGGACAAAAUGCAUUUAGGCCAUAUACUACUGAUACUAACUAGCUAAUUGCCUUGGUCACUAGCGUGGUGCAAUUCACUGGCUUGUAUGUAGAAAGAAAUCCAGUGAAAACUAGGAACAAGACAAGACAACGUGCAGAGUUAUUUUUUCUUUUCUUUGUUUUGUCCAGUGCACAAGACAAGGCUUUUUGUC